AUGCAUAGUAUUACAUUAUUUCAUGAAGAUUUAUAUGGUUUAUCAUGGUCAGAAGCAAAUGAUCGAUUACAAUCCACUUAUGGAUUAUCUAUUAAUACUAAUGAGAAUCUAUCAUCUAAGAAUGAUAGUAGAACAUUACGUCAUUUUAGUACAUCUAUAUUACCAAAUGAUUGUACUACUACUAUCACUACUACUAAUACUACUACUGAUACUACUACUAAUACUACUACUACCCCUAUGAAUAGAAUAUCCCGUAACUAUUCAGAAAGACAUUCAUUAAAGAAACAUUUAAGACUUUAUCAAUUAGAUAAACCAUAUUAUAUACAAUGUAAAUUCAUUGAAUCAAAUAUAACUCUAUAUGAUAAUAAUACAAUAGGUACUACAAACAAUCCAAUGUAUAUGGAUCAUGAUUUAAAAAAGAAUAAUUUGCCAAAAUUAUCUUAUAUUAAAAUAAAAAAUCAAUAUCCAAUCGAUAAAAUCAAUAAACAAUUCAUCAGUAAUCAUGAUCCAUUAUUAAUGAAUGAUUGUUGUCAUAGUAACAAUCAUGAUUUAAAUCGAUCAACAUUUAAAGUGAAUGAUAAACAUAGAAUUGAAUAUAAAGAUGUAAAACAAAUAGAAACAACAACUAAUGUAUUAAAUGAUCAUCAUUAUCAUCAUCAUCAUCAUCAUCAUCAUAGAGAUUAUCAACCAUUAAAGAAUAUGAAACAUUGGUUAAUACAUUUAAAAGAAAGACAACGAAAAACUUCCAUGGAAUUAAAAGUAUUAAGUAAUGAUAAUAAUACUAAUAGACGAAUUCAUAAAUCCCUAUCUCAUUGAUUGAUAUUUUAUGUAAAACCAUGAUGAUGAUGAUGAUGGUGAAACUCAUCUGAAUAUAUUGUACAGUGAUCUUCAAUAAUAUUUGUUCAUAUGAAAUAAAAGAUCUUUGAUAUA
Schistosoma haematobium is the source of this 930-nucleotide messenger RNA. RefSeq lists its product as uncharacterized. The record is from RefSeq and is a predicted model, not a curated record. Bases 1 to 816 code for a protein of 271 amino acids. The transcript has a single exon. NCBI's taxonomy places the organism in Eukaryota, Metazoa, Platyhelminthes, Trematoda, Strigeidida, Schistosomatidae.